Messenger RNA from Linum tenue, 1689 nucleotides. The record is from the annotation of a GenBank genome assembly. Lineage: Eukaryota; Viridiplantae; Streptophyta; Magnoliopsida; Malpighiales; Linaceae.
AGAGAAUCUCCCAUCCCGUCCAAUCCCCAAUUUCCCCCAUUGAAGAAAUUGGUUAUUCAAAAGAAGAAGCUGCCAAUGGCGGUCCAGAAUCAUGCCCGCGACGCCCAAAAUCUGCUCAGAAGCAGGCUCUGCAACCCUAGUUUCGUAUUCAAGGCGCUCUCCGGUUCUCCGGAUAGCAAUUACAGCAAAUUGAAAUUCAUAUUAUCGAGUUCAGUUACUGAAGCAUGCAACAACUCCCUGCUGCUACUUGGGCCCCGGGGCUCGGGAAAAACUGCAGUGCUAGAGCUUGUAUUGAAUGAUUUAUUGGAAGAAUAUCCUGAUAUGAUAUCCGUGAUUAGAUUGAAUGGGCUCUUGCAUAAUGAUGACAACUGCGCCUUCAAGGAAAUUUCUAGGCAACUAUGUGUGGAGCAUCACUUGUUAUUCUCAAAGAUGGCAUCAUUUGAUGAUAACUCUCAAUUCCUGAUAGCCAUGUUAAGGGAGUGUGGAUUAGCACACAAAACAAUCGUCUUUGUGCUUGAAGAGUUUGACCUAUUUGCACAGGGAAAACAACGGUUACUUUAUAGCUUGCUGGAUGCGAUGCAAUCGAUAACAUCUCAAGCUGCUGUCAUUGGUAUUAGCUGUAGAUUGGAUGCUGAUCAGCUUCUGGAAAAACGAGUAAGAUCCCGUUUUUCUCAUAGGAAAUUGCUAUUUCUUCCUCCAUCCACAGAAAUUAUAGAAAGGUUGCUGCAGCACAUCUUACUAUUGCCAAUGGACUCAACUCUUCCAAACGAUUAUGCUACUCAAUUCAAUACAAAGCUCGAGGUUAACUUCCACAAUCCAACUAAUUAUUUCUGUUUCAAAUAUGCAAAAUUCAUGUGUUGUUGGUAUUUAAAAAGUUGCAGAGUGUUUUAGCAGAUGAAAGAUUCAAAGAGAUCCUUAAAAACUAUCUGAGUUCCAGUUCUACCAUCAACCAUCUACUGAGGUUUCUGUUUGUUGCGGUCUCUUCCAUUGAUGUGAAAUCUGGUUACCCAUCUCUUGACAAUUUCAAGACAGCACUUUCAAGUUUCCGAAGGCAGCCAAAGCAGGAAUGCAUUAAAGAUUGCUCCAUUCUGGAACUCUAUAUUCUCGCAUGCAUUAGGAGACUGGAAAGCAAGGAGCAGAAAUCCUAUAACUUCAAUUCUGUAAUGAAAGAGUAUAAAUCCAUCCACGACCAGUUCCAGACUUCUGAUGAUUAUGCGCGAAACGUAUGCCUAAGGGCAUUCGAACGUCUUUUGCAGCGCGAUUUGAUCUGUUUCUCGGACAACAGAGGACAAGGUCAAUCUGUUGAGUUUCGUCCGGUGAAGUGUCUAAUCUCGCACUUUGAGCUCCAAGAGGGGAUCAAAGCAUACCGUUCCUGUCCCAUCAUCCUCACCAAACUUUUGGAUCGUUGAACUCAAGAAGGACUAAGGGCGCCGCUGAUAAACUGCAGUCUAAUCUCGAUGGUGAAUGAUUUACUCAUUACGAAGAAAUAAGAAAGGAAACAAAUUAUUGAGAGCACAAAGCCACCAGAAUGCAACCCAGUCCCUUUUUCUAUUUCAGGUGAUACGUAUGAGAGCAAUUACUGUUUUGAGUUGUGAAAGUGAUUUGUCUCGAGUGAUUUGGGCUUUUGUUUGACCACAUUGUGAAGCCAAUUACACUCCUGGAAAAUAACUCCUUUUUUUUAGGCAAGAG